CAGGAGCGGUGGCGGCGGGGAGCGAGGGGACGCGAGCGGGGGUUUAUAAGAAGAAAUAGGAACCUUCUCUCAAGCUGAAGACCAAGUAAAAGAAAACUGUAUCAUGUGUUAGAAUACUGAGGAGUGAAAUUUCUUGGAUUAGUAUAUUUCUGGAUUGCAAAGCAAAAGAAAGAAGAGGCUGAAAAUGGGGAGAAAGAAAAUACAGAUCACAAGAAUAAUGGAUGAACGGAACAGACAGGUCACCUUUACAAAGAGGAAGUUUGGGUUAAUGAAGAAGGCAUAUGAGUUGAGUGUACUCUGUGACUGUGAAAUAGCACUCAUCAUUUUUAACAGCUCUAACAAACUCUUUCAGUAUGCCAGCACUGAUAUGGACAAAGUUCUACUUAAAUACACAGAAUACAACGAGCCUCAUGAAAGCAGAACCAACUCAGAUAUUGUUGAGACCUUAAGAAAGAAAGGCCUUAAUGGUUGUGAGAGCCCUGAUGCUGACGAUUACUUUGAGCACAGUCCACUAUCGGAGGACAGAUUCAGCAAACUAAAUGAAGAUAGUGAUUUUAUUUUCAAGCGAGGCCCUGCUCUGAACAAGAAGGAACACAGAGGGUGCGACAGCCCGGACCCUGACACUUCAUAUGUGCUCACGCCACAUACAGAAGAAAAAUAUAAAAAAAUUAAUGAAGAGUUUGAUAAUAUGAUGCGGAAUCAUAAAAUCGCAGUGAGUACUAAACCUGGCUUGCCUGCUCAGAACUUCUCGAUGUCGGUUACAGUUCCAGUGUCCAAUCCCAACACUUUAACCUACAGUAACCCAGGGAGUUCCCUCGUAUCCCCAUCACUGGCAGCCAGUUCAUCGUUAACAGACACGACCAUGCUCUCCCCACCUCAGACCACCCUGCAUCGGAACGUAUCACCUGGGGCCCCCCAGAGACCACCAAGUACUGGCAAUGCAGGUGGAAUGCUGGGGACAGCUGACCUCACAGUGCCAAAUGGAGCUGGUACCAGUCCAGUUGGAAAUGGGUUUGUGAAUUCUCGAGCUUCACCGAGUCUACUUGGAACUACUGGUGGUGGGAAUGGCUUAGGCAAAGUCAUGCCUACAAAGUCUCCACCUCCACCUGGAGGAAGUAAUCUUGGAAUGAACAAUCGCAAACCUGACCUCCGUGUUGUCAUCCCACCCUCCAGCAAGGGUAUGAUGCCACCAUUGUCGGAGGAGGAUGAAUUGGAGUUGAAUACCCAAAGGAUAAGUAGUUCUCAGUCUACACAGCCUCUUGCUACCCCUGUGGUGUCUGUGACAACUCCAAGCUUGCCUCCGCAGGGAUUGGUGUAUUCGGCCAUGCCUACUGCCUACAACACUGAUUACUCCUUGACUAGUGCAGACCUGUCUGCCUUGCAGGGGUUUAACUCCCCAGGAAUGCUGUCCUUAGGGCAGGUAUCAGCCUGGCAACAGCACCAUCUUGGUCCAGCAGCCCUCAGCUCUCUCGUUACUGGCAGCCAGCUAUCUCAGGGUUCAAAUUUAUCCAUUAAUACCAACCAAAACAUCAACAUAAAAUCUGAACCAAUUUCACCUCCCCGGGACCGUGUAACUCCCUCUGGGUUCCCGCAGCAGCAGCCACAACCACAGCAGCAGCAGCAGCCGCCACCACCGCCGCCGUCGCGGCAGGAAAUGGGUCGCUCUCCUGUUGACAGUCUCAGCAGCUCCAGCAGCUCCUACGAUGGCAGCGACCGGGAGGACCCGAGAAGCGAUUUCCACUCACCUGUCGUGCUGGGAAGGCCACCCAAUUCCGAAGACAGAGAGAGUCCAUCGGUAAAACGGAUGAGGAUGGACACAUGGGUGACAUAAACCUGCAGUGUUGCCUCUUCAGUUUUGUGUUCUGAAAAUGAACUGUCCUGACAUAUCUAAAUUUAUAAAUAAGGACAUGAAAUAAGUAUAUUUAUAUGUAUAUACAUACAUGCAUAUAUAUAUCUUCACAUGCAUAUAUAUGUGCUAGUGUGUGUAGCAUACACAAAAUCAUCAGGCACUUAUGACAAACUUCUUGUAUAGCUGCAGAUGUCCCAUGGUAAAAUGUAACAGAACAAUCCUAUAGGUAUUGAUCUAGCCUGGCACUUACCUGGACUUGUUGUUUUAAUAAUAUAACCUGUUUUGCAAAGAAACGUUGUACCCGCAUUAUAAUCCUACACUAGAUUGCAGAAACCAAGAGGGCUCGCCUGUAGUAACGUCCCUGUGUGUUUUAUUCAAGCUGUAUGGUUACUUGUAGUUAAGAAAUAAUGCUUUGUAGCAGCAGAGCAGUAGAAAAGCAGGAAGAAGAAAGCAAUACUGUACAUAAAAUGACCUUUAUAUUACCCAACCUGGCAUGGGUCUCUAUUGCAGAGGGUGCAUGGAGAAGGGCUGAUGCUGUAAGAAAUAAAAAAAAAAAAACAAACCCACAAAAACCCUGUUUUGCACGUGCAAAAAAAAAUAGUGUAUUGGGUCAAAGAAGUGAUUUUUUUAAUGAGUGAAAGAGAGACAUAGAGAACUCGCAUGAAAUAUUCAGAAAAUAUUAGCCUAGAAAAUAGAACAUUAACAAAAUAAAAUUAAUAUAUUAAGUUAUAAUUGGAAUAUGUUUGACAAAUUUGUUUUUACGUUCAUACCUUGAAAAAUAUAGAAACGGAUUUUAGCUCAUGUAUAUUUUAUAUUAAAGAAAACAAUACCCUAAUGAAUUGAAGACUAUAUAUAAAGUUAUAUACAGUACUUUUGAACACAUUCUGCUAUGAAUUAUUUAUAUAAGCCAAAGCUGUAUGUUGUAGCUUUUUUGUAGAGUAUAGUUUUAUCUUAUUUUGACUUUCUAGUUUUUGCUUUCAAAGAUGAAAAGGAAAAACUUGCGGGCGGAACCUUGGGGGAAAAAUAAGCCAUGAACACUUAUAUGUAAAUUUAAAUUUGAGCCAAACUUUGUGUAUAUAGCAUCCUAAAUAUAUUAUCACCUUUGGUGUAAGUACCUAUGUAUUGUACGUUCACCAGAUUAAAAAGUAUAUUUUUGUGGAUUGACGCCAACUUGAAAAAAGGCGAGGUCCUUAUUAAGUAGAGUAUUCACUGUUUAAUAUUUACUAUUUUGUUAAAUAUACUGUACUUUCUUUGGAUUUUAAUUAUUAUUAAUAUUAUUAUCCAGAUUUUUCAGAGGGUGUAUAAAGGGGUUGUCCCCCUCACUGGUGGUGAAUGUGUGCCGUUAAAUUGUAAUCUCUGUGCUGUAUGGUUAAGCUUCAUUAUACAUUUUAUAUAUAUGUAUAUAAAUAGCAAAGUGGCAAAAAAAAAAAAAUCCGGUGUUAAGUUCAUCCUGCAUAAAUAUAAAAAAUCUGUUGCAACACAUUUUAAGGCAUCGUUUUAAAGCUGCCUCUUCUGAGGAGGAAAAAAAAAACAGUGGAAAAACUUGACCUAAUUUCUCAUGAGAGGGAAAUAACACAUAUCAGAUGAGCACAAAAGGUUUUUUAAGUUGGUAAGUGGUUUGGGUUGAAAUCUGCUGCUUCCAUGAAACAGAGCGAUGAAUGCGGAGGCCCAUCGUGUCCCAACAGCCGGCUAGGAGGUGGUUUGGUUUUGUACUUUGAUUCGGUCGCUUGAUCUUAUUUGCACAGUCCGGCUGUGUCGUGGCGAGGACAAGGACAGCAAGGGCGGUGGUGUCUCUCCUGUAACUAACCAGUCCAGCGCAGGGGGAAGAACGGGGUUUGAGCAGCAAACAGCUGCAGGAGCCGAAAGCUCGGUACCUGCCUUGUGCCAGCCCGGUUUGGUGGAGCUGGUUCUUUGCUGUGUGGAAAUCUGGUCUCUGCCCAGGUCCCUGCUGUGCGUCUCCUCUCCCCGCAGCUGUGAAGUGUUCGUUUGCGCUGGGAACAAAUGGAGUAGAGACAAAUGCAUCUUACUGCUGGUAGUUCUAGUUCUGGGGAGGAAACUACAGUUCUCUUUUAUUAUCCAAACGCCUUUAAACUUAUCCCUGGUAUUUAUUAAAUUUUUACUUGGGCUUUAAUUAUUUUUUUGGUAAUUUAAAAAAUUACUUACUUGAUACUGUAACUAGGAGGGGUGAGAAAUGGAAAUCCCACGGGGACAGCCCUCCCUUCGGCUGCUUGCUUUAACGUGUGAUCGAAGAACAAAGUACAUACAGCUUCCAAAACCGAUUUCUUGUUGUUAUGGUAACUUCAAAAACUGUACAGGUUUCAACUUCCCUUUGGAAUUACUCUCCAUUUAUUGUAGGUAGUUAUCAGCUUCCAGAAGCGUAGGGGAAAACGAGACUCUUUCUAAGGGCAACUCUUAUUUCCGAAGUGACUGAAUUCACUUACCACUUCAGAGAACCUUUUAAUGCUCCGAAAAGUUAUGUGAUUUUUUCGUUAUUUAUGCACAUAUAUGAACUUUGCUGUACAUCUGAGUGGGAGUUCUGCAUUCACAUUUACUGUCUAUUUUCUUGUGUGCCUUAUAAGAUGGCUUUGCUGACUGUAUCUCAAUAGUCUUUAUUUCUAUGCAGGUUUUUAAACAGUACUAUUACUGUUUUCUUAAAGAAAAAAAGCUACAUAAGGGUUAGAGUUUGUAUUGAAAUUGCACCAAUGAAUUUAAAAAGAAAAAAUAAGAAUCCGUUCUUAAGAACUGCAGCCGGGACUGUUCACAUGUUGCCCCAUGCCCUCCACCAGACUCAGCAGAACACGUCUUUCCACAGACCUCCCGUCCCAGGGGGAGACUUAUGCCGCUGAAGAAAUGGGAAUCCUGAUUUUUAAUAACAAGUAACUAACUUUGGAACAUACUUUUUUAGGAAUUGUAAAAAUGUUUUAUAAAAAGAAAAAAAAGAUGACAUAGCACAGAUAUUUCAACAGGUAAAAAAAACUUUUUUUAAUUAACUAUACUGAAUGAAGUUGCAAGUGGGUCCAGUCCUAGUCUGGACCCAUUCACGUCUGAAUGAUUUAAGAUUUUUAUCUCUAGUGUGACAAAUCACCUUACCAUCUCUGAGCUCUCACUAUAGUGUUUAAAAAUACACCUUAUCAGGGAUUCGUCAGAGAAAAAUGCUUUAGCCUUUCCUUUCACUUAAAGGACACUAAUGCAUCAGAACUUGCGAAUUACUGUGCGCACAAGAAAUACAUAGUAAAUAAGGAACAAAAUAACUCCUAACAAUUGAUCACGGGAAGAAGUUAAAUUAGAAUGUGAAAGAAAGACUUAACCAAUGUAAACAUUUAAAUCUUAGUAGAAACUUUCUUCACUUUGCUGUGCAAGAGAACACUGCUUUGCUAUAUUUAAAAUGGCUUUUUUAAAAGAGAUUUAUGUAUUUGGUAAAUGUUUGUAGUCAACAGUUCACAAAGAAGCUGUUCACGGUUUAAUGAUGAUAAGCCGUUUGGCGGCACAAGCUGGACUUUGUUGCCAUCCUUGAGACGAAUCUUUUAAGAAAAAAGUAAGUUAAUCUCAAUUUUUUUCCCUGAAUGUGUUGUUUUUUCUUCAAUAUACAAUAAAUAUUCUAGUGAACUUUUUAUCAAAUGGUUAAGAAAAUGCUAGAGGUUGUUGUAAAAUAUUUGUAUCCUGCAUUCACUAAAGUAAAGAUACUGGCUUUUACUGUGUA
Messenger RNA from Gavia stellata (red-throated loon), 5549 nucleotides. RefSeq names its product myocyte enhancer factor 2A (gene MEF2A). The record is from RefSeq and is a predicted model, not a curated record. The transcript has 12 exons. Lineage: Eukaryota; Metazoa; Chordata; Aves; Gaviiformes; Gaviidae. Gene Ontology annotation, biological process: cell differentiation; heart development; positive regulation of transcription by RNA polymerase II. Gene Ontology annotation, molecular function: DNA-binding transcription factor activity, RNA polymerase II-specific; RNA polymerase II cis-regulatory region sequence-specific DNA binding; histone deacetylase binding. Bases 185 to 1831 code for a protein of 548 amino acids.